CGGACGUCGCGGCUGAGGCUGUCCGGCGGCGGCGAAGCUGGAGCGGCGGUGGCGGCGGCGGCGGGAGGCCGGGGCCGGGGCUGAGGCCGGGGCAGGGACCGCGAGGCCCGCGGGGCGGCAGGCGGCGGCCCGGGCGGCGAGCCCGGAGGCGGGAGCGGCCGCCAUGGCCGAGAGCAUCAUCAUCCGUGUUCAGUCCCCGGACGGGGUGAAGCGCAUCACAGCGACGAAGAGGGAGACGGCCGCGGCGUUCCUGAAAAAGGUCGCCAAGGAGUUCGGCUUCCAGAAUAACGGCUUCUCAGUGUACGUCAACAGAAACAAGACCGGAGAGAUCACAGCGUCCUCCAACAAGUCCCUCAACCUGCUGAAGAUCAAGCAUGGCGACCUCUUGUUCCUGUUUCCAUCGAACCUGCCGGGACCCUCGUCAGAAAUGGAGACUUCGACCUCGAUGAACUUGAAGGCUCCCAACGUGGUGGAAGAUGAGAUCGACCAGUACCUGAGCCGGCAGGACGGGAAGAUCUACCGGAGCCGAGACCCACAGCUGUGCCGCCACGGGCCACUGGGCAAGUGUGUGCACUGCGUUCCGCUGGAGCCGUUCGAUGAGGACUACCUAAACCACCUGGAGCCGCCGGUGAAGCACAUGUCCUUCCACGCCUACAUCCGGAAGCUGACCGGGGGCGCUGACAAGGGGAAGUUUGUUGCCCUGGAGAACAUCAGUUGCAAGAUUAAGUCGGGGUGUGAGGGACACCUCCCGUGGCCCAAUGGGAUCUGCACCAAGUGCCAGCCCAGCGCCAUCACGCUGAACAGACAGAAAUACAGACACGUGGACAACAUCAUGUUCGAGAACCACACGGUCGCUGACCGCUUCCUUGACUUCUGGAGGAAGACGGGGAACCAGCAUUUCGGGUACCUGUAUGGGCGGUACACGGAGCACAAGGACAUCCCACUGGGCAUCCGGGCCGAGGUGGCCGCCAUCUACGAGCCUCCGCAGAUUGGCACACAGAACAGCCUGGAGCUUCUCGAAGACCCCAAAGCCGAGGUGGUGGACGAAAUCGCUGCCAAGCUGGGCCUGAGGAAGGUUGGCUGGAUAUUCACAGACCUCGUCUCGGAAGACACCCGCAAGGGCACCGUACGGUACAGUCGGAACAAGGACACCUACUUCCUGAGUGCGGAGGAGUGCAUCACCGCCGGGGACUUCCAGAACAAGCACCCCAACAUGUGCCGGCUCUCUCCGGACGGCCACUUCGGCUCCAAGUUUGUCACUGCUGUGGCCACAGGCGGUCCGGACAACCAGGUGCACUUCGAAGGCUACCAGGUGUCCAACCAGUGCAUGGCGCUGGUGCGGGACGAGUGCCUGCUGCCCUGCAAGGACGCGCCCGAGCUCGGCUACGCCAAGGAGUCCAGCAGCGAGCAGUACGCGCCCGACGUGUUCUACAAGGACAUAGACAAGUUUGGCAACGAGAUCACCCAGCUGGCCCGCCCGCUGCCCGUGGAGUAUCUGAUCAUCGACAUCACAACCACGUUCCCCAAGGAUCCAGUUUACACCUUUUCUAUCUCACAAAACCCGUUUCCUAUCGAGAACCGCGACGUGUUAGGGGAAACGCAGGACUUCCAUAGUUUGGCCACCUACCUGUCGCAGAAUACCUCCGCCAUGUUCUUGGACAUCAUCUCGGAUUUCCACCUCCUGCUCUUCCUGGUCACCAACGAAGUCAUGCCUCUGCAGGACAGCAUCAGCUUGCUGCUGGAGGCCGUGCGGACCCGGAACGAGGAGCUCGCCCAGACCUGGAAGAAGUCGGAGCAGUGGGCCACCAUCGAGCAGCUCUGCAGCACAGUUGGGGUGCAGCUUCCGGGCCUCCAGGAGUACGGAGCCGUUGGGGGCUCCUCUCAUGCCACCACGGCCGCCAUGUGGGCCUGUGAGCACUGCACCUUCAUGAACCAGCCGGGCACUGGCCACUGCGAGAUGUGCAGCCUCCCCAGGACCUAGGGCUUCGGCCCCGCUGGCAGGACUGGGCCCGCCCGCUCUGAAGCCAGCGACGUGGAGCCGGCCGCUCCUUGUGGGGCCGGGGCCGCCCUGUGGUCUCCGGCCCCGAAGCCUCUCACACCAGGCUUCCCUGGAGGAUGGAGCCGUCCCAGCAGAGGGCAGAUGGCCGCGGACGCCUCUCGGGGGGAGGACUGGCGCCUCGACAUCUCUGCCUGCAGGGGGGUGCUUGCUGCUGCCCCAGCCUCCUCCGUCCUCUGGACGCUGUUUGCUCUUGCUGGCCUCUGUAGCCUGUUCUCUGGGGCAGACCCUGCUGUGGGGCCACUUCCCGCCCAGUAGCCAUGGUCUGGUGGGAACACAAGUGGCCAUGGGCUCACGGCCUCCAUCUGCUUGGCCUGCAGGUCACUUUGCUGCCCGCCCCCUCCCGCUCUCUAGGCCUCCAGGUGGGAUUUUAAAGUUGGCAUUGGUUGUAAUAACAGUUAUCAGUAAUUCCUGCCCCAAAGACUUAUUUAUUUUUCUAAAGAUAAAAACUGCAGAAAAGGGGAGUGAGAGGGACUAGCUUCCGCUUCCUUCCCUCCAGGGAGUCCCUGGGGGAGUGCAGGGCGGUGUGUGCAGACGGGGAGCCACAGUCCCUUCUCCUUGGAAGUAACCUCAGUGCCUGAGACUUCUGCCUGGUGCACGGCUUCGGCCGCCGAAGCCCAGGCCAUCCGAGCAGGGCACAGCCUGGCUCCCUCCAGGCAGGCCCUCCAGCCGCCGAGGCAGCUGGCCAGGCUGCUGGGGUGAACGAGGUUGCCCAGGACUGGAAGCUCUGGCCCCCUUAGCCCCCAUACAGUUGUGGGGGCCUCGCCCGGCUCUGGCCUCUGACAGUGACGUGGCCGUUGAGACUGGCCUGCGGGGAGAGGGGGCCUGGCCAGUGUGAGCCACGUGGGUCUGCCAGGGUGUUGGAAGGUUGCUGCUGUGCUGAUGGUGCAAGUCUGGGCCAUGCCACGUGUGCUCUGGAUCCCCGCACGUCCUCGGUGGCACCCUGCCCCAGGAAACUGCGGGCACUCUGAUGCCUCUUUGCCUUAAUGAGAGCCACUGAGCUGCUCUGCACCUGCUUAGGAGCCCCACGUCUGCCCUGGGAGCCGGCCUGGGGCUCCUCCCCACCUGCCCCGUGCAAGGAGGCGCUUGGUGUUGGCUGCAGUGGGCACGGCCGCUGGCACCUCCAGUGCGCAGCACGGAGUUGUCUGCUUGUCGGCGGGUGGGGACGGAGGCUGGUCUGGGGCAGGGGGCAGAGCACAGCCACCGCAUGGACCGCGGUCGCCCUCCCAGCAGGCCUGCCGGGGCCCUGGCCGCUGGUCCCUGCGGCCAGAUGGGGGCUGCAGGGGAGCCCACGCCGGACCUCACUCGGACCUGCUCAGACCUCGCGGCCCCAGGCUCUCGAUCUGCCCCGCUAGCUUCUCACCAGCAUUCUCACUCCCGUCCGGCAUCACGGAAUUCCCAUGUUCCUGUGUCUUUUAGCUAAAGAAAAAGCAUUGUGAUUCUCUG
Molecule: messenger RNA, 3502 nt
Organism: Pipistrellus kuhlii (Kuhl's pipistrelle)
Lineage: Eukaryota; Metazoa; Chordata; Mammalia; Chiroptera; Vespertilionidae
Gene: NPLOC4
Product: NPL4 homolog, ubiquitin recognition factor
Exons: 17
Coding region: 164-1981 (605 amino acids)
Biological process (GO): ubiquitin-dependent protein catabolic process
Cellular component (GO): nucleus
Molecular function (GO): ubiquitin binding; ubiquitin protein ligase binding
Source: RefSeq, a predicted model, not a curated record